UCAAAGAAGAAGAAGAAGAAGAAGCAGUGCUUCGAAAGCGUCAAUCACUACAUCUCUGUUUUGUUGGCCAUGUGAAUUUGCAUUGAAAGUUAAUCUGAAUACAUAAAUGGCUCUGAAGAGAGCUGUAAUCCUGCCGGGAAAUGGCGCUGGGAACGUGGAGCACUGUAACUGGUACGGCUGGGUAAAGAAACGAAUAAACGAGAUUUUAGAUAUGUCCUGUGUUCUGAAGAACAUGCCGGAUCCUGUGACCGCGAGAGAGAGCAUCUGGCUUCCGUUCAUGGAGAAGGAGCUGAAAUGUGACGAUGAGACUGUUAUUAUAGGACACAGUUCAGGAGCUGCUGCAGCCAUGAGGUAUGCAGAAACGCACAAAGUAUUUGCUCUUAUUCUGGUGGGUGCGUACACAUCAGAUUUAGGAGAUGAGAAUGAGCGCGAGAGUGGAUAUUUCAACCGGCCAUGGGAGUGGGAAAAGAUCAGAUCAAAUGUUAAAUACAUCCUUCAGUUUGGAUCCACAGAUGACCCCUUCCUGCCAUGGGAAGAGCAACAGGAAGUGGCUAAUGGACUAAAGACAGAUUUACACAAAUAUGAUGAUCGUGGACAUUUCCAAAACACAACCUUCCCAGAGCUCAUUAAUGCCAUAAAAAAGCUCAAAACUAACUGCUAAUAUUUAAGCAUCUGAAGACAUGGCAUUAAUGGAGAAUAGUCGUCUUUUAUUUUAAAUUAAGUCUAUUCUCAAGGUAGUAGUAUGUAGAACAGCAAACUUAAAUAUAAACGAACAUGUAACCUGGAGCAGCCAUUGAUACUAAAUCAAAGAUGUACAAGUAGAUGGUACUAAGCUACUGUUUAAACCUACUACCAUUUACCAUAUCAGUGGUAACAUACGUCUGCCUGUUUGUUUUUCAAAUCCCAGCAAUAAAGUCCGUGUGAAGUACAUUUAGA
This is a messenger RNA of Misgurnus anguillicaudatus (oriental weatherfish), 936 nucleotides long. RefSeq names its product retinoblastoma binding protein 9 (gene rbbp9). The record is from RefSeq and is a predicted model, not a curated record. NCBI's taxonomy places the organism in Eukaryota, Metazoa, Chordata, Actinopteri, Cypriniformes, Cobitidae. Gene Ontology annotation, molecular function: hydrolase activity.